Messenger RNA from Artibeus jamaicensis (Jamaican fruit-eating bat), 1747 nucleotides. It is a transcript of the gene SPDEF, whose product is annotated as SAM pointed domain containing ETS transcription factor. The transcript has 6 exons. Gene Ontology annotation, biological process: cell differentiation; regulation of transcription by RNA polymerase II. The record is from RefSeq and is a predicted model, not a curated record. Lineage: Eukaryota; Metazoa; Chordata; Mammalia; Chiroptera; Phyllostomidae. Bases 332 to 1339 code for a protein of 335 amino acids. Gene Ontology annotation, cellular component: nucleus. Gene Ontology annotation, molecular function: sequence-specific DNA binding; DNA-binding transcription factor activity, RNA polymerase II-specific.
ACGCAGACCCGGUGCUCAGAGCCCACCGUGGCCCCACCGUAAGCCGCUCAAGCUGGGUCUUGUCACGGUGAUAGCAGGUGGCCCUGGGCUGGGGGCUGGGGGCUCCCUACAGAGCAGGAGGCCUGAGACCUCAGAGACCACCCGAGUGCUGCCUCUGCCGCCAGCCUUGCUGGUCCGUGGUCCCACUGGCUCCCCCGAUGCCUGGCUGAGACCCAGCAGUGGCCCGAGCUGUCUCUGCCACCUCCUGGCCCCCAAGGUUGCCACUGCAGCAGGCAACGACUUGGGCACCAGGCAGCUAACAGACACGGAGGCUGGCCUGAGCAGCAGCGGCAUGGGCAGCGCCAGCCCCAGCCUGAGCAGCCUGCCCCCCAGCCGCCUCCCGCUGUCCCCCAACACUGUGUUUCGGACGGGCCCAGAGAAGGUGGCAGCCAGCGUGGUCAGGCCCGAGAGGCAGGACUGGAGCCCCAGCCCGCCUGCCACACUCGAACAGGGUCUGUCUGCCUUCUACCUCUCCUACUUGGACAUGCUGUACCCCGAGGACAGCAACUGGGCUGCCAAGGGUCCCGGGGUCAGCACUCAGGAUAAGCCACCUGAGGAGCCUGAGCAGUGCCCAGUCAUCGACAGCCAAGCCGCGGGGGGCAGCCUGGACUUGGUUCCUGGCGGGCUGGCCCUGGAGGAGCACUCACUGGAGCAGGUGCAGUCCAUGGUGGUGGGCGAGGUGCUCAAGGACAUUGAGACAGCCUGCAAGUUGCUCAACAUCACUGCAGACCCCAUGGACUGGAGUCCUGGCAACGUGCAGAAGUGGCUCUUGUGGACAGAGCACCAGUACCGGCUGCCCCCCGUGGGCAAGGCCUUCCAGGAACUGGGGGGCAAGGAGCUGUGCGCCAUGUCAGAGGAGCAGUUUCGCCAGCGCUCACCCCUGGGCGGCGACGUGCUGCACGCCCACCUGGACAUCUGGAAAUCAGCGGCCUGGAUGAAAGAGAGGACUUCCCCUGGGAUGGUCCACUUCUGCGCCUCGGCCAGCGAGGAGAGCUGGACGGACAGCGAGGUGGACUCGUCCUGCUCUGGGCCGCCCAUCCACCUGUGGCAGUUCCUCAGGGAGCUGCUGCUCAAGCCCCACAGCUACGGCCGCUUCAUCCGGUGGCUCAACAAGGAGAAGGGCAUCUUCAAAAUCGAGGACUCCGCCCAGGUGGCCCGGCUGUGGGGCAUCCGAAAGAACCGCCCCGCCAUGAACUACGACAAGCUGAGCCGCUCCAUCCGCCAGUAUUACAAGAAGGGCAUCAUCCGGAAGCCGGACAUCUCCCAGCGCCUCGUCUACCAAUUCGUGCACCCCAUCUGAGGGCCGCGGGCCAGGCCCGGGGCUGAAACUCACCCUUCCCUGACCUCCCUCCUGCCUGCCCCUGUCUGAACCAGACCCUGAGCUGGGGGAGAGACAGUGUGCCAGCAUUCGGUGUCCAAGGUCAGGGGGCAUGGCCCAAUGCUCCCAGGAGUGUAGCGAGCUCUCUGGGGCCAGAGAGCCCUUCCUCCUCGGGCCAGACUGUUCAUGCCCACCCACUGCAGGAUGAAGGGAGACAGGGCUGUCCUCAGUGUUCACAGCUCCCCAGGGAGGGCGCUUCCUCCACACCAGCCUCUGACCUCAAGCAUUUCUAGAACAGACCUAACAGAAUGGCAGUGACUGGUCCAGGGCCACUCGCAGUCCAGCGCUCUCCUCCACUCAGUCUGCACCAUGCCUGGCAUGGUGCUAGGA